ACGGAAAAGAAAAAAAAAAAAAAAAGAAAGAAAAAGAAGGGGAGAGGAAAAAAAAAAAAAAAAAAAAAACACGCCAGAAAGUCCUCUCCAAUGAAUGGAGGGUGAGAGGGCCGAUUCACCGGUGGGGCCCCGCCGGGGAGGUAUUUCUAGCGCGGCACGCCGGGGGCUCCGCCGCACCCAUGACCCCCCGGAUAAGGUGCACCGUCCGCUUUCGGCGCGCCCGCAGCCUGCGCCGGGCCCGGGCGCUGGCCUGGCGCAUCCUCCGCGGUGUCGUCUGGGCGCUGGGGCGGUGCCGGCCGCCGCGGCUCGCCCUGCUGCUGGUCCUGCGGAGGCGGCGCCGCGGGAGCCCCCGGCCCAGGUGAUGAUGCUGGGCAGCCCGCGGGUGGCCGAGCUGCUGCUGCAGCGCGGAGCCGACCCCAACCGCCCCGACCCGCGCACCGGAUCCCUCCCGGCCCACGACGCGGCCCGCGCUGGCUUCCUGGAGACGCUGGCGGCGCUGCACCGCGCCGGGGCGCGCCUCGACCUGCCCGACGGCCGCGGCCGCCUCCCCCUCGACGUGGCGGCGGGGGGGCCGCACGGACCGGUGGGCCGCUACCUGCGCCACCCGCCGCCCGUCCCCGCCGCCGCACCGGGAGCCGGGACGGCCGCGGAGGCGGCUGCGCCCUGACCCACCCCCCGCCCCGCCCGCUGCCCGGCGCUCGUCCCGCCCCCCUCCCCGGGGCAGCGCCCGAAGCCCCGGCGGCAGCCCUCCCCCGCCUCCCCCCGCCGAGACCCUCUCUCUCCCGUUGCCCCCUGCGCGCAUCUCCGCCGCAGGUUGCCGGGGAGGUCCCCCCUGCCGUCGAGGCACCCGGCGAGCGCUCACGGCUGGCGGUGCUCCCGGGACCCCCGGCUGCUGGGGAGGGCGAUCCUCUGUCCCUCUGCCCCAGAGCUCCUCCCGCACACCCCGGGCGCUCCGUGUCCCGCUUCUGAGAGGCCAUGCGUGCUGCUGAAUUUUCCCAGAAAAAUCGGAAAGAACCAAACCGCGGCCGCGGGGAGCGCUCCUGCUCCUCCCCCCUCCGCAGGCUCCCCGGCAAACCGUUCUCCGGCAUUCCAGGCAGAAAAAAACCCGCAACAAUUUCGUCGUUUACCCCCCUCCAUUUAUUGUUAAAUUGAUGCGGUUUGGAGAGGUGAGAACGCUCCGUUUCCCUUAGCAGCUUGCUCACUGACCUGCGAGCCGCUGCCUCGAUCUCCAUCGGAUACCUGUCUCAUUCACGACGGUACUGAUUUUAUUCAUUAUCGCACAAUUCCAGAGGGCUUUGCAUUUUGGCGAUACCUUGAGAUUCUUUUAUAUAGCUCUCAGAAAUAGUGAACGCAGUCACCAUCCCGUUUACAAAUGUAAGUCAUCUUCAAAUCUUCUCCCCUCACCGCCCCGCUCAAUUUAGAAAAGUCUUAAAAUAUUUAACAUUGGUCGAGAUUACAAUUUGGGAACUACUACAAAUAUUUUGUAGAGAUGUAUUGAGGGACGGCUAGCCAUGCCAGAAACCAAUUGGUAAUCGUUUAAUUACUACGUAGUGUUAACAUUUGGAGAUACCCCGCUGAUAAAGAAGAUGUGGGCAACGAGCUCGGUAUUUUUAAGAUAGCUUUCCGGGUCUCUAAACCAGAUAUUUGGAAAUAAAAACAAAUGACCGAGAUAAA
This is a messenger RNA of Aquila chrysaetos chrysaetos, 1674 nucleotides long. RefSeq names its product cyclin-dependent kinase 4 inhibitor B-like. Gene Ontology annotation, biological process: negative regulation of cell population proliferation; regulation of cyclin-dependent protein serine/threonine kinase activity. Bases 95 to 667 code for a protein of 190 amino acids. The transcript is spliced from 2 exons. The record is from RefSeq and is a predicted model, not a curated record. Gene Ontology annotation, molecular function: cyclin-dependent protein serine/threonine kinase inhibitor activity; protein kinase binding. NCBI's taxonomy places the organism in Eukaryota, Metazoa, Chordata, Aves, Accipitriformes, Accipitridae. Gene Ontology annotation, cellular component: nucleus.